Messenger RNA from Schizosaccharomyces octosporus yFS286, 2167 nucleotides. Its product is annotated as U2AF large subunit. The record is from RefSeq and is a predicted model, not a curated record. Gene Ontology annotation, molecular function: pre-mRNA 3'-splice site binding; poly-pyrimidine tract binding. Gene Ontology annotation, biological process: mRNA processing. Gene Ontology annotation, cellular component: nuclear speck; nucleus; U2-type prespliceosome. Lineage: Eukaryota; Fungi; Ascomycota; Schizosaccharomycetes; Schizosaccharomycetales; Schizosaccharomycetaceae. Bases 431 to 1987 code for a protein of 518 amino acids. The transcript has 3 exons.
CUUUUCCAACACGUCGAUCAUUUCAAAAAUAGAAGUGACAGUUGAUUUGUUGUAUAUUUUCCUUUAAUAUUAAGUCUCAAUUAAAGCAAUUUGUUAAAAUUAAACCAAACACAGUAGUUUGAUUAUUGUGCAGUAACUGACUAACAUUAAUCCUUAAAGGUCACCACCACCGUCUCUUAGAAAAAUCCAUUCAAGAAAAUAGGUUUUGGCAUCAACUUCGUUAGUGAUAUAAAAAAGACUGCAUAUUUUACUAAUCCUUGCUUUCUAUUCCGACUUGGCAUACUGUUCAAGCUAUAUUUUAUAACUGACUGCGGAAACGACGAACUAUCGCUGCUCGCAAUUGAUUUGUCUUAUUUUUCCUUACUACUAUAAAUUAUCUACAAACGGUAUUAGGUCUUUCUCGCUAAUUGUUUUUAUUUUAAGUCAUAAAAUGGAUUUAUCGUCUAGAAUUUCGGAAUCGCGCUCUUUGAGGAGGAGUCGUGAUCCUCGAGAUGAAAAUGGUGGACGUAUGGAUAGAUAUUCUUCUCGCGAUACAGAAAGAAGUCAUUAUCGAGAUGACUACAGACGUCGUCACAGAGAUGACCAUGAUUAUCGACGACAUCGAGAUUAUAGAGAUUAUAGAGAGUAUAGAGAGAGAAGUCCUAGAGACGAAGAACGACCAAAGAGAAGACGUUAUGAUGACCAUGAUUACCAUUCUUCAAGACAGUCGUUUAGGCGUAAAAGUUUGAGUCCACCACCAAACAGAACCCGUAAUUUGCAAUCUUUAGAACGCGAGUUGGAGCAGCUUAGGGAUGUGAAGCCAAUCAAUGAAUGGGUUCGUCAAAAUUCUCAGUGGGAUAUUAAGCCUCCUGGUUAUGAAUUAGUAACCGCUGAUCAAGCUAAAAUGUCUGGUUUAUUUCCCCUUCCUGGUGCGCCUCGAACUGCUAAUAGUGAUCCCGAAAAACUCCUUGAGUUUGCUCGAUCUGCGGCUGGAAGUAUUAUGGCCCCACCACCUCCCUUGCAACCAGGAGCUAGCCGUCAAGCUCGAAGAUUAGUUGUUUCCAAUCUUCCCUCCGAUUUUGACAUAAACACGUUUAAGUCAUUUAUCGAAGAUUUGUUUAUAUCCACAACAUAUCAUAAACCAGAAACAAGUCAUUUUUCGAAUGCUUAUUUUUGCAAAGAAGAUAAAUACGCAAUUUUAGAAUUGUCAAGACCAGAAGACGCAACAUUUUUAUGGGGAUUACAUACCGCCCAAUAUGCUCCAGAUAUAUUAAUAACUUUUAACAGGAUUAAAAAUUAUAUUGUCCCACAGAUUACAGAUGAGACUGCAAAUCAGAGAAGCUCAGACUUUACGCAAAACGAAGUAUUGGAUUCCAAAAAUAAAGUCUAUUUCACCAAUUUCCCUUCAAAUUUAAGCGAACAAAAUGUAAUUGAAUUAUUUAAACCGUUUGGAGAAUUAUUAAGUUUUCAAUUGAUAAAAGACGUUGCAGACAACUCUUCAAGGGGCUUUGGAUUUUGUGAAUACCGCAACCCCGAGAAUACAGAGAAGGCAAUUCAAAAUUUGGAUGGGAUGGAAUUUAAUGACAAGAAAAUCAGUGUUGGCUUUUCUUGUGUUGGUUUAAACCAAAAGAUACCCGAAAGUAAUGUGGGAAUGGUUGCUUUAACAGAACUAGCCAAAAGUGAUCCAAAAACUCAGGCUACACGUGUUUUACAGAUUCACAAUGUAGUCACGGAGAAUGAAGCUACAGAUCCUAAAGAAUGUGAAGAAAUCCAAGAAGCUAUUGGCACCCAAUUAUCCCAAUAUGGAAAAGUUUUAGACAUAAAAAUUCCCCAACAAAAAGGAUUUUCUGACACUCCUUCCCUCGGUAUUGGAAAAGUAUACGUUAGGUUUGCUGAUAUCGAAUCGGCAGUAACUGCCAUGCAAGAAAUGCGAGGUUACAAAUUUGAUGACAGAACCAUUGUUCUUGCUUUUUAUGGAGAGGACUGCUAUAAAGCAAACGCUUGGUAACUAUUAAGUAAUCUAUAAUGCAUUUACGAUAAGAAAUUAUUAGUGGAGUUAUUUACGAGUCAAAUGCUAUUGGUAGUACUAUAAGUUAUGAUUUUAGAUUCUGGAGUACAUAUUUCAGUUCUAAUAAGCAAUAAAAAUAACUUAAUGUAAGGUUAAUAAAAUAAGUUUUUGUCAGGGAUA